Messenger RNA from Rhinocladiella mackenziei CBS 650.93, 843 nucleotides. RefSeq lists its product as uncharacterized. Gene Ontology annotation, molecular function: structural constituent of ribosome. Gene Ontology annotation, cellular component: mitochondrial large ribosomal subunit. Lineage: Eukaryota; Fungi; Ascomycota; Eurotiomycetes; Chaetothyriales; Herpotrichiellaceae. The transcript has a single exon. Bases 1 to 843 code for a protein of 280 amino acids. The record is from RefSeq and is a predicted model, not a curated record.
AUGGCCAGUGCCGCGAUCACCAGGUUACCGCCGGUGAAGGCCAGUCCCACGACCCUGCAGUACCUUGAAUACAAACGCAAAACAUCACGACCCUCACCCUACUACAAGCCCAGGUUUACUUUUAAAACCAAAGACCGAGAGAAAACACUUUUACAACCUUGGAUGCGCAAGACGGACCCAUUGAUGCCGCCCUAUCCCUAUGGCAAGAAUCAUACAUUCAAGGAAGCAAAUUUUGGACUCUACGGCGGAAGCACCAUUCAAUCAGGAAACAAAAUUUCCAAAGGGAAAAACAAAGGCAAAACUCUGCGUCAUUGGUUUCCUAAUGUCCGCAUUGCAAAGAUUUGGAGUGAAGCGUUGCAUACAGAGCUCAAAAUCCCUGUCACUAGUCGGGUGCUGAGGACAAUCAGAAAAUGCGGUGGUGUCGAUCAAUACGUUUGCGGGACAAAGCCUGCACGGAUAAAGGAGUUGGGUCUGCUGGGAUGGAAGCUUCGUUGGCUCGUCAUGACAUCUCCCAAAUACCGAAAACAAUACGCAGAAGAACAACAGAAAUUUGGAUUGCCUCGAGAAGCCCUUUUGCAAAGUUCCUUUGAAGACGCGUGGAACAAUGGAGAAAUGAGGGCAAAGUUCAUUCAGCAGCAAGAUGAAGCAUGGCAACAUCUACGCGAAGCAGCUGCAAGAUUCGAAAAGCACGUUCAGGAGAAGUGGGUAGAGAGCGGAGAGAAGAGAACAUACAAGAUCCCGAAACUAGAGACGCUUGCCAGGCGUAGUCCAAGCACUUUAGAGUUGCCUGAUCAUCUUGAACAAGGGGAGACUGAUGAAGUGGCAGGGACGAAAAAGCGAUGA